AUGGCGAUCAAGAAAUCCCACCUUCUGCUCUUCCCUCUCUUCUGUCUUCUUCUAUUCCAAACCAAACCCAUCUGGGCCGCCACAAUCCCACCCGGCUCUUCUCUCUUUGCUUCCAAUCCCAACCAAACCUGGUCCUCCCCAGACUCCACCUUCUCUUUCGGCUUCUUCCCCGCUGACCCGCCCACCUCACCCCCUUCUCUCCUCGCCGCCAUCUCCUACUCCGGCGCCCUUCCCAUCUGGUCCGCCGGCUCCGUUGACUCCGCCGGCGCCCUCCACUUCCUCUCCUCCGGCUCCCUCCGCCUCGUGGACGGCUCCAACCGCACCGUCUGGGACUCCAACACCGCCGGCCGCGGCGUCUCCUCCGCCCUGCUCGACGACUCCGGCAACCUUAUCCUCCGUAACGGCACCGAUGAUGUCUGGUCCAGCUUCGACAACCCGACGGAUACGAUCGUGCCGUCCCAGAACUUCACUGUGGGUAAGGUUUUGCGAUCGGGUAUGUAUUCGUUCAAGCUCAUUAAGAAUGGGAAUCUGACUCUGUUGUGGAACGAUACUAUUGUGUAUUGGAAUCAAGGGUUGAACUCCUCUGUUACUAGCAAUACCCCCAACUUGACUUCUCCUAAUUUAGAAUUGCAGCCUAUUGGGAUUUUGACCAUUUCUGAUCCCAAGCUGCCCACUGCUGCUAUUGUUGCUUAUAGUAAUGAUUAUGCUGAGGCUGGUGAUAUUCUGAGGUUCUUGAAGCUUGAGAGUGAUGGGAAUGUAAGGAUUUAUAGCUCUGCUAAAGGUAGCGGGACUAAAACCGAGAGAUGGGCAGCUGUUACUGAUCAGUGUCAGGUGUUUGGCUAUUGUGGGAAUAUGGGAAUUUGCAGUUAUAAUGAUUCCAAUCCUGUUUGUGGCUGCCCUUCUCUUAAUUUCGAGCCGGUGGAUCCCAAGGAUAGCAGGCAAGGGUGUAGGAGGAAGAUGGAGAUUGAGGACUGUCCUCAGAGUGUGACUAUGCUGGAUUUGGAUCAUACUCGGUUCUUGACUUACCCUCCCGAGACGGAUUCACAGAUUUUCUUUGUGGGUAUAUCAGCCUGUAGAUUAAACUGCCUUGUUAAUAAUCCUUGUGAUGCUUCAACAUCUUUGUCUGAUGGCACAGGGUUAUGUUACUACAAGACACCAGGUUAUCUCAGCGGGUAUCACAGUCCAGCUUUGACUAGCAGUUCCUAUAUCAAGGUUUGUGGACCGGUGGUUCUAAAUCCGCCCUCUUCAAUGGAUAGUUCUGGCAAGAAAAAGGGUUGGAAGAUGGGGGCAUGGAUAGUGGUUCUUGUGGUUGUCGCUUCCCUUUUGGGUUUGAUGGCAUUGGAGGGUGGUCUUUGGUGGUGGUUUUGCAGAAACAGUCCAAGCUUUGGUGCAUUGUCUGCUCAAUAUGCUCUUCUUGAGUAUGCCUCUGGCGCGCCAGUUCAGUUUUCAUACAAAGAACUCCAGCGCUCAACCAAAGGAUUUAAGGAGAAGCUUGGAGCCGGAGGAUUUGGAGCUGUAUAUAAGGGAAUUCUUGCUAAUAGAACUGUUGUUGCAGUAAAGCAACUCGAGGGGAUUGAGCAAGGAGAAAAGCAGUUUAGGAUGGAGGUUGCAACAAUUAGUAGCACCCAUCAUUUGAAUCUAGUGAGGCUGAUUGGUUUCUGCUCAGAGGGCCGUCAUAGGCUUUUAGUAUAUGAGUUCAUGAAAAAUGGGUCCCUUGAUGAUUUCCUUUUUGCCAAAGAAGAGCAGUCAGGAAAAUUCUUAAGUUGGGAGAAUCGAUUCAAGAUUGCCCUUGGCACUGCAAGGGGAAUCACAUACCUUCACGAGGAGUGCCGAGAUUGCAUUGUGCAUUGUGAUAUAAAGCCUGAGAACAUUCUUUUGGAUGAGAAUUACAAUUCCAAAGUAUCUGAUUUUGGCCUCGCAAAGCUUGUUAAUCCAAAGGACCACAGGUACCGAACUUUGACCAGUGUUAGAGGGACUAGAGGUUAUUUGGCACCAGAAUGGUUAGCAAAUCUGCCAAUAACUUCCAAAUCUGAUAUUUAUAGUUAUGGUAUGGUUCUGCUAGAGAUUGUUAGUGGGAGAAGGAAUUUUGAAGUUUCUGAAGAGACAGAGAGGAAAAAGUUCUCCAUAUGGGUCUUUGACGAAUUUGAGAAGGGUAAUAUCAGGGGAAUCAUCGAUAAAAGGCUAGCUGACCAAGAUGUUGAUAUGGAUCAAGUGAUGAGAGCAAUUCAGGUAACAUUCUGGUGCAUACAAGAGCAGCCAUCUCAUAGGCCAAUGAUGGGAAAAGUUGUACAAAUGCUGGAAGGAAUUACGGAGAUAGGGAAACCCCCAUCCCCAAGGGCUAUAAUCGAAGGGCCUGUAUGUGGAACCAGCACUAGUCUUGUAGCUCCCUCCUCAAUUUCAUCAUUUCAAAUUUCAGGAGCGUCGCCUUCUGAACAGGUUAGAAAAAUGGAGAAGGCAACUGCAUCCCUUAUACAGUCAGACCUGAGUUGAAUCUCAAUUCUACAUCAUCUGCAUAGAAGAACCAUUUUUGGAUAUGAAUCCAUUUCCGUACAGCUGCAAAGCCAGAUUGUAAUGUGUUCCCCCAUCUAAGAAUAAGGCGUGAUUUUUCACUAGCAGUCAUGUAAAAAUUGUUUAUAUCUGUAGUAUAGUUUCUUUUACACUAUCUUUGUAGAAGACCAGAUUGAGCUGAGUCAUGAAAGAUGUAAUUAUGCACAAUGAGUGAUGAUUGAAACUGAAUAUCGCUGGUACCAUCAUUACAAACC
This is a messenger RNA of Fragaria vesca subsp. vesca, 2762 nucleotides long. Its product is annotated as G-type lectin S-receptor-like serine/threonine-protein kinase At1g34300-like. Lineage: Eukaryota; Viridiplantae; Streptophyta; Magnoliopsida; Rosales; Rosaceae. Gene Ontology annotation, molecular function: ATP binding; protein serine/threonine kinase activity. Gene Ontology annotation, biological process: recognition of pollen; protein phosphorylation. Bases 1 to 2490 code for a protein of 829 amino acids. The record is from RefSeq and is a predicted model, not a curated record. The transcript has a single exon.